AUGUCAAUUGGAACCACACCCCAAGCAUGGAAGACGCAGGAUGUUGAGCGUGAUAGCUCAUGGAUUCUGCGUCUCACCCCUGAUCAAAUUGAAGGUUUCCACACUGCGCUUGCGUACGCAAAGAAGCACCCUAAGCCUCUUCUUGAUAUGACCCAAGCCGACUAUCCACUCCCUGAAACGUCCAAGAGGGCGCUGGAGGAUGCCAUCGCGACCACCCAAGGUCGCUGGGGCAUGUGCCUUGUGAAGGGCUUUCCAGUCGACGAAUGGUCUGAGGCAGACAUGCGGGUCGCUUACUGGGGUAUGGGACUUUAUAUCGGUGUUGGACGCACCCAAAACCGCGCUAGCGAGGUGAUCAAUGAUGUGCGUGACGCGGGAGGCAGCUACAAGGUCAAGGGGGGCCGUGGUUACAACACCAACGCUGGUCUUGACUUCCACCAGGAUUCGGCUGACGUUGUGGCCCUCCUGUGCCGCCGCACCGCCAAAGAGGGAGGAACUUCCAAGGUCAUGAGCAGCAUAGCGCUGCACGAUCGCGUCGCUGAGCUUCGCCCUGAUUUGCUUCCUGUGCUCGAAUCCAACAACUGGUUCCACAGCUUCCAGAAUACCCAAGAUGCAACCCAGCCUCCUUACUAUCGCUGCCCGCUCAUGGGCAAGAGUGGUGCCUACUUCUGUGCUCGUACCAACCGCAAAAAUACUGUUGCCGCGCAGCGCGACUUCCCCGACGUACCGCGGCUCACGGCGAAGCAGGUAGAGGCACUCGAUUUCUUGGAUACAGUCAUGCCAUCUGACGAGUACUGCUAUACCAUGGAGCUGGAGCGGGGUGAUAUGCAGCUGCUCAACAGCUUUGUAACGCUGCAUUCGCGCACACCUUUUGAGGACUAUGAGAUACCGGACGAGAAGCGUCAUCUUAUGCGUCUGUGGCUUUCUAUUCCAAGCUCUCAGCCUCUCCCCCCUCAAUGGGCCGAGUACUGGGGUGAUUCCCGGGCAGGAGCUGUCCGUGGCGGUGUUCGGGGUAGUGCUAUUACGGAAGAUUUCCUUCGAUAUGAGAAGCGGCAAGCUGAGGCUAUGGGGAUGCCUUCCAGAGGCUUCAAGCCGGUCGUGACGCGAGAGGAUAUGAUCAAGAUUGUGGCAACUGCUUAG
Molecule: messenger RNA, 1137 nt
Organism: Penicillium robsamsonii
Lineage: Eukaryota; Fungi; Ascomycota; Eurotiomycetes; Eurotiales; Aspergillaceae
Product: TauD/TfdA family dioxygenase
Exons: 1
Coding region: 1-1137 (378 amino acids)
Molecular function (GO): oxidoreductase activity
Source: RefSeq, a predicted model, not a curated record